Clupea harengus (Atlantic herring) is the source of this 2637-nucleotide messenger RNA. RefSeq names its product kelch repeat and BTB domain-containing protein 13. Gene Ontology annotation, molecular function: protein binding. The record is from RefSeq and is a predicted model, not a curated record. NCBI's taxonomy places the organism in Eukaryota, Metazoa, Chordata, Actinopteri, Clupeiformes, Clupeidae.
GAAAAAAAAAACAUUCUUUUGUCUGACGGGAUGUGGAGACAAUCAGAAAUUCAAUAUGAUUUGUAACUUAGCCAUUUGAUGAAUAAAGAUAUUUGUACAUGUUUUUGUAAGCCCAGUCUACGUGAGUCAGAGCUCCUAUGGCAUUGAUACAAGAAUGUCAUUGAUGCACAUCAACCCUGUCCAGAACUGCAAAACUGCACACAGACACACACACAUACUAUUGUGACAACAAAAACAAUGAUUACCAUUGCUUUGAAGAAAAUCAUCAAGUACUCCUCUUGUAGUUAAAGACGCGUUACAGAGUAUUUGUAACAAAUAAGCAAGCUAACUAGCUAACAGCUAACUUGGCUGGCAAACACCAACAACAGCACUGCUGGCAGUGAGAAACACUAACUAGAUUGCUAACUAACUUAUGUUGGUGAUAUAUUUGGCUACGCUGUGCUGUAAAAGCUGCUUUUGUUUAUAUUCUCAUAGGAUUUCCAACCUGGAGCACAAACCUACUUAGCGAAUGGCCUGGGUGGCUAGUGGUAACAUUGGUGUUCUUAACUCCUCUUGGCAUGACCAUUUACCAUUCAAAUGUUAUACAAACUACCUCUCUAUAGAACAAACCAUAAAAUGGUCAAAACAUACAUGAUACUGCUUCAACUAGUGAGUGUGUGUAAUAAAACAUGCAAGAGUGUGUAUUGGUGUCUCUAUGUGUUUCUAUACUUGUUAGUGUGUGUAUGUUUGUAUACUUCAUGUCUGGUCAAGUUGUGAGACCUCUGUCCACUGCCUGGCAUUUCUAUUUUUAGCUCACCUCUAUUGCCAAGGGACGCAGCAAUAUGACGCUGCAAAAACACUUUGUACACACACUCACAUACACACAUGUAGCCUCCACAGACUCAAAACAGUUUUAUUUACUGUGCUCCCAAGCAGGAACCCUCUAAAGACCCUCAAAAUUUGUCCUGGCACACGUACCACUGAAGCGAUCGGCUUACUGGCCCAGCCUGCAGGGGUUUCCCCACCUUCAUGGAGCCCCUCCUCGCCAGCUGCCCGGGACCUGAGGCUGACACUGUGCCCCAGUUUGGAGCCUCAGAGCUGGGGGAGGGAGAAGAGCUGGCAGGGCCCUUGAGGGUGCGUGUGGGGGACAGUGUUUUCACAGUGGACCGAACCAUGCUAGCAGGCAGCUGCGCCUACUUCCGUGGACUGUUUCGUUCUGGAAUGCGGGACAGCCGCACAAAUGAGGUUUACCUGCAAGGUGGGCUGCAACCAGGAGGGUUUCUGGUCGCUCUAGCCGUGGCAAGAGGGGAGCGCCCCCCCCUACCGGAUGCGGAUCGGCUCAUGGAGGCCGUGGAGUGUGCUGCAUUCCUCCAGGUGGAGGCGCUAGAGAGCCACCUGGCUGACAUCUUGGACACUGAUAACUGCCUGCUACUGUGCCAAGCAUCGGCUACUUUUGGCCUACACAAGCUCUUCACCAGCGCCGCUACUUUCAUCCGUGAUUCCUACCGCGAUCUGAAGUGGGUGGCAGAGGAGUCUCUUCACCCAGACAUACUGAGCUACAUUGAGUCGCUCACACCAGCCUCCUUCAUCGCCCUGGGUACCCACACCCCUUCCAUGAAGAUCCUCCAGGACACCUACCGCACUGUGUGCCACCUGGAUGAGGAGCAGGGCGUCUGGAGGUUCCUGACCGACCUGCCGGUGGACUCCAGCACCUCCAUGGCGGGUGUGGCUGUGCUGGACGGGCGGCUGUACGUGAUCGGGGGUGUGGUGGGAGUCAGCAAGGUGGCUGUCGACCGUGGUUUCUGCUACGACCCGCUUACAAACACCUGGACUGACAUACCUGGUCCUACUCAAUCUCGCUAUGACUUCAAUUUACUUGGCCUGGAUGGUAAGUUGUAUGCGUUAGGAGGCGAGCAUGGCAGGAAGAUCAUGUCAUCUGCCGAGGCCUUUGAUGUAGCUGCAGGAACCUGGUCUUUCAUAAAGCACGCCCCAAGGCCUGUGGCAGGAGCUGCAGGGGCGGUAUGCCGACGUAGGAUCUUCCUAUGCUUCUGGAAGCCUCCAGAUAUCACAGAUAUCUAUGAGUACGUGCCCGCUGAGGAUGAGUGGACGCUUAUCACCACGAUGGUGCGUCACCAGAGCUACGGUCACUGCAUGGUGGCGCACAGGGACAAUCUGUACGUCAUGCGCAACGGGCCCGGUGACGACUUCCUACGUUGUCUGAUGGACUGCUACAACAUUACCACGGGACAGUGGAGCACUCUGCCAGGACACUACAUCAACAGCAAGGGGGCGCUCUUCUCUGCUGUGGUCAGAGGAGACGCUGCGUUCACCGUCAACCGAGCCGUCACCAUAGAGUUUGCCGUCGCCACAACGGGUUGGAGGCACCGCAGGGAGAUGACAGGCUUUCCCAAGAGUGGAUCACUAUGGACCUGUUUGCUCAGACUGGCUAGGGAAGGAUCUCAAGAGGAGGCAGAAAGAAAGGAGAAUGUGGAGGAACAUGAUGGAGAUGAAGUUAAAGAGAACGGUCUUGAAGGCCAUGUGUAGAUACUUCUCUCGAAAAAAAAAACAUUCUUUUGUCUGACAGGAUGUGGAGACAAUCAGAAAUUCAAUAUGAUUUGUAACCUAGCCAUUGGAUGAAUAAAGAUAUUUGUACAUGUU